AUGAAAGCCAGAGAGAUUCUUACAUCACCAAACCUCGACGGAUUAACAAUGAUCGUCGAUAAUCUCUACACACGUAAACAAUCCGAAGAUUACAAAACAGCUCGUACUCUCUACGACUUAUUCGUCUCUAACUUCCCAAAUUGCUUAACCCUAAAGCUUCUCAAGAUCUAUCUUUCUUCUUCCGAUCAAGUCCUCAGACUCCGAUCAAUCGGUCACCUCUCUGAAACUCUCCCCGGUUUAAGAAACCGCAACUUCAAACUCUCUCUUGUCGCUCUCCAUGAAAUCAAACCUCUUUUGAUUUCUUGCUUGACACGGCAGAAUCCAAGAAAGUGUGAUACUAAUUGCUUAAGAGUCAUCGUUUCGUUCGUAGCUGAGAAUGUUAUGAGUUUUUAUAAUGGAAGAUGGGAAGAGCUUAGUGAGUAUAUACUGUUGCUUGUGAAUCAAGAUCCGAUUAGGGCGUUUAGUUACUUCAUCGAAUUGCCAUUGCUUUACGAGGGUUUUAUUAACCGGUUCUUGGAGAAGUUACGUGAGGAAGUGUAUAAGGUUUUGCUUCAUCCUGAGAAAAAUAAAGAAGAAGCUUGGGUUUUGGCUUUGACAUCUGCUGUUAAAAUGGGGAUUGAGGUUUCAGAUUCCGUAAUGAGAAGAGAGAUUCUUCAUAAUGUUAUGAAAUCUGCUUUUGAGGUUAUGUGGUUAGGGAUGGAAAGAGAGUUUGCGAUAAGAGGGCUUCAAUAUCUCGAUAAGUACCUUGCGAAAGAAGCGAAGUUGUGUAAAUGGAGUAGCAAACAAUGCGGUUUUGUUGCAGCGUUUGCAUAUGCGAUCGCAGGAGUUGGAACAAGUACUAAGGAAGAAGCCAAGAAGAUCUUUGUAAUGGUUACAAACAUGGAUAAGUAUGUUCUGAAUCCGGCUUUUAAACUCGAACAUUUUCGUGUUGAUAAUCAAGAUCUUGGAGUAGACUCUGACCGUGAAUUGUACUACAUGUUUAGGCAAUGUACUCCAAUGGAAGUCUUGAGUUUCUUUGCAAUACCUGGUUCUGAUUAUAGGUCUAGAGAGAUAGCAAUCAAAAGACUCUAUGAUUCACUUUGUGAUCAUACUUCAAGCCAGUGGGAAAUAGAUGUUUCAGAGAUUAGAGGUCUUCAGCCAUUGCUCAUUACUUGCCUUAAGGAAGAAGGAUUGCCUGAGAACAUAUACAAGAUUCUUGGUCAGGUGGUGUUCCACGUUGCGCAGGAGACAUUCAACUACGAGAAAGACCCGUGGUUCGAUCUAUGGGACUAUAUUGGUUCAGAAAGCAAAGUGGAGUUCGAGAAAGCGGUUUAUAUCUUCCAGCGUUUAACAAUGUGGCUUGAGUUUAAAGAUAUUGUUGUUCCUGCGAUAACUAAUCUUCUUCCGGAGAUUAACAGAAACCUAACCCCACCAAGAGAGUUGUUGGUAGAUAACAGUAGAUGGGUCUUGGCGUUUACGGGUGCGUACUGUUCAGCUAUUCACUUGCUAGAGGUCAAAAGUCACGCGGGAUACGUAAAGGAGAUUGCAUAUAAGAUGAUUGAUUCAGUGAGAGAGCUUGUGGAAAGAGGAAUGGAAGUUGGACUUGUGACGAGAGCUUUCAGAGAUCUUGAAAGUAUUGUCAAAAAACAAUGGGUCUGGUACAUGACUUGUGAAUACAGAUUCCUUAAGGGUUUGCUUUGGAGGCUCUACGCGAUCAAUGGCAUGAAAAGGGAAAGUAAGUAUGUGUUGUGGAGAAUCAAUGUUGAUAUUGAGAGGUCAGUGGAUGAAAAUCUUAAAGUGCUCCCAAAGAGUGAAUUUGAUUGGCUUAACCAACCUAAGCCUUAG
This is a messenger RNA of Arabidopsis thaliana (thale cress), 1824 nucleotides long. RefSeq lists its product as hypothetical. NCBI's taxonomy places the organism in Eukaryota, Viridiplantae, Streptophyta, Magnoliopsida, Brassicales, Brassicaceae. The transcript has a single exon. Bases 1 to 1824 code for a protein of 607 amino acids. The record is from RefSeq and is marked reviewed.